This is a messenger RNA of Podarcis muralis (Common wall lizard), 1808 nucleotides long. The record is from RefSeq and is a predicted model, not a curated record. Lineage: Eukaryota; Metazoa; Chordata; Lepidosauria; Squamata; Lacertidae.
CUCAGCCUUCCCUAGGGCUGCGUCGGCGGGCGCGGAGCGGGGUGGGCCGGGGUGCGGGGAAAGCCCCCUCAGCGCCGCUUCUCCUUUGACCGACCCGUUCCCGGCGCGUGGGGCAGGUGAGGGCGGCGGGCCUGGCCUCGCUUCGCUCCGGGAGCCUGGCCUGGCUUUUGUGGGCGCUCCAGAAGACGAAGCGGCGGCGGCGGCGCCUCCGUUUCAAUGGAAGUAUGUUACCAGCUGCCGGUGCUGCCUCUGGACAGGCCGGUCCCGCAGCAUGUCCUCAGCCGCAGAGGAGCCAUCAGCUUCAGCUCCAGCUCCGCGCUCUUCGGCUGCCCCAACCCCAGGCAGCUCUCUCAGAGACGUGGGGCAAUAUCCUAUGACAGUUCUGAUCAAACUGCAUUGUACAUUCGCAUGCUAGGAGAUGUACGAGUAAGAAGUCGGGCAGGAUUUGAAACAGAGAGAAGAGGUUCUCAUCCAUACAUUGAUUUCCGUAUUUUUCACUCAAAUUCUGAAAUUGAUGUUUCUGUGUCUGCAAGAAAUAUACGAAGGUUACUGAGUUUCCAGCGGUACUUGAGAUCUUCCCGUUUCUUCCGUGGUAUCACUCUUCCAAAUUCUUCAAACAUUUUAGAUGAUGAUUAUAAUGGACAAGCUAAGUGUAUGCUAGAAAAAGUUGGAAACUGGAAUUUUGACAUUUUCCUUUUUGACAGGUUAACGAAUGGAAACAGUUUAGUCACCUUAACCUUCCACCUGUUUAAUCUUCAUGGACUUGUAGAGCACUUCCAACUAGAUACAAUGAAGCUCCGCCGAUUUUUAGUAAUGGUUCAAGAAGAUUACCACAGUCACAACCCAUACCACAAUGCAGUUCAUGCUGCUGAUGUGACUCAGGCCAUGCACUGUUUUUUAAAAGAACCUAAGCUUUCCCAGUCCCUGACUCCAUGGGAUACUCUUCUUGGCUUAAUUGCAGCUGCCACUCAUGAUUUGGAUCACCCAGGUGUUAAUCAGCCUUUCCUUAUUAAAACAAACCAUUAUUUAGCAACUUUAUACAAGAAUACCUCAGUAUUGGAAAAUCACCACUGGAGAUCUGCAGUGGGAUUGUUAAGAGAAUCUGGAUUAUUUGCACAUAUGUCACUAGAAAACAGGCAGCUGAUGGAAAGCCAGAUAGGAGCACUGAUACUUGCCACUGAUAUCAGUCGGCAAAAUGAAUAUCUAUCCCUAUUUCGCAGUCAUUUGGAUAAGGAAGAUUUAUGCUUAACAGAGGAAAAUCAUCGUCAUCUCAUUCUUCAGAUGGCUUUGAAAUGUGCUGAUAUUUGCAACCCCUGCCGGACUUGGGAAUUAAGCAAGCAGUGGAGUGAAAAAGUAACAGAAGAAUUCUUUCAUCAAGGAGAUGUUGAGAAAAAAUACUGCUUGGGGGUGAGUCCGCUGUGUGAUCGACAAACAGAAACCAUUGCCAACAUCCAGAUUGGUUUUAUGACCUAUUUGGUGGAACCAUUAUUCACAGAGUGGGCUCGUUUCUCAAACACCAGACUAUCUCAAACGAUGCUUGGUCAUUUGGGAUUGAAUAAAGCUAGCUGGAAGGGUGUGCAGAGAGAACAAUCCAGCAGCGGUGAUGAUACUGAUCCUGCAUUUGAGGAAAUGGACUCUGAUGUUAUACCUCAGGAACACCGACUAUCCUGACCCCAGGAUCUGCUUAACAAAAACUGCCUCUUGCCUGGUAUCUGUGGAACAGGGUUUGAGGAUAAAUUUUGUCUGACUGCCAAGGUUUCAGUGUAAACAAUGCCAGCAUUAUUUAUUUCCAAGUUUUUCCUUUGAUA